AUGGUGGGCAUCCUGCUGCUCCUCCUCCUCUUGACGCCGCCGUCGGCAACGGCAACAGCGCAGCUCUGCGGCAGCGGCGGCAACUACACGGCCAACGGCACCUACCAGUCCAACCUUGCCGCCCUCGCCACCUCACUCGCCAGCAACGCCUCCUCCUCCCCUCAGCUCUUCGCCGCUGGCAGCACCGGCCAGUCCCCCGACGCGGUGCACGCGCUUGCUCUUUGCCGCGGCGACUUCGCCAACGACACAGCGUGCAGAGAUUGCGUCACCGCCUCGUUCCAGGACGCGCAGCAGGCGUGCCCGAACCGCAAGGGCGCCGCCGUCUACUAUGAGUACGCCAACACACAGCAGCCAGGGUGCGUUGUCGGCUUCUCCGGCGACGACGGCUUACUCAGCCCAGCCAAUGGUAUUACCGACAACGCAACCCUCUUCCAGUCGUGGAACCAGAACAACAUCUCCAACGACGGCACUAACAACGUUGUUCCCGCCGACGUCCACAACCUACUGACGGUGACCGCCCAGAACGCGGCUGCCGAUCCGGCGAGGCGGUAUGCCACCACGGUCUUGGACUCCGUCCCGACGCUCUUCUCUCUGGCGCAGUGCACGCCGGACCUUUCCGCCGGCGACUGCCUCGCGUGCCUUCAGCGGCUCAAUGGCAUGGUCAACGCCACCACGUCCAUGCCCCUGGGAGGCCGGAUCUUCGUGCUGCGCUGCAACAUCAGGUUCGAGGCGUUUAUGUUCUUCGACCAACCAACAAAGCGAAUCAGUCCGUCGUCCAUCGCUCCGACGGCGCCGGCAGGCAAAAGGCGUGGAAUCAAACCAUGGGCAAUUGCCAUAUGUGUAGCCGCUCCUUUAGCACUAAUUGUUUUUUGCUUCACCCUUUACCGUCUCAUAACAAAUUCUAAAUUUUCAGGUACAGUGAGACUAGGAGAAAGGAGUUCUCACAAAUCUCAAGGAGGAGAUCGUGAACUUGUUUGGGAGAUGGGAGCAGAUUUUUCAGUUUAUGACUUUCAUGAGAUAUUGAAGGCUACCAAUAAUUUUUCCGAAGAAAACAAACUUGGACAAGGUGGAUUUGGCCCUGUAUAUAAGGGAUGCUUUCAUGACAGAACGGAGAUUGCAGUUAAGAGACUUGCUUCAAAUUCAGGACAAGGUUUCAUAGAGUUCAAGAAUGAAGUUGAGCUCAUAGCAAAGCUUCAACACAGAAAUCUGGUUAGACUCUUGGGGUGUUGUUCUCACGGAGACGAGAAAAUAUUGGUCUAUGAAUACUUGCCAAACAAAAGCCUCGACUUCUUCAUCUUUGAUGAAAAUAAAAAAGUUUUGAUAGACUGGAACAAACGUCUUGCAAUAAUUGAAGGAAUAGCAGAAGGGCUUCUUUACCUACAUAAACAUUCUCGUUUGCGUGUCAUACACCGAGAUCUUAAACCAAGCAACAUACUGCUGGACAAUGAAAUGAAUCCUAAAAUUUCAGAUUUUGGACUAGCAAAAAAUUUCACGUCAAAUAAUAUUGAGGAAAGCUCUACAAGAAGAGUAGUUGGUACAUAUGGCUACAUGGCUCCUGAGUAUGCUUCGGAGGGCCUCUUCUCUACCAAAUCUGAUGUAUUCAGCUUUGGCGUUUUAAUUCUCGAGAUCCUUAGCGGGAAAAGGAAUUCUGGUAGCAACCAAUGUGGAGAAUUCAUCAAUUUUAUUGGAUACGCUUGGCAAUUAUGGGAAGAGGGAAGAUGGACCGAACUCAUUGAUGUGUCAUUUCUCUCCAAGUGUCACUCGGAGCAAAUGAUGAGGUGCAUUAACAUUGCACUCCUAUGUGUACAAGAGAAUGCAGCAGAUCGACCAACCAUGUUAGAUGUGAUUGCAAUGCUAAGCAGUGAGACCGCGAUCCAACGGGAGCCUAAGCACCCACCAUAUUUCAAUCUAAGGGUAGGCAGUGAAGAGGCAUCCGGUACUACUAGCUAUGUGACCAUAUCUACCAUAAAUGCUAGAUAG
Molecule: messenger RNA, 1980 nt
Organism: Lolium rigidum
Lineage: Eukaryota; Viridiplantae; Streptophyta; Magnoliopsida; Poales; Poaceae
Product: cysteine-rich receptor-like protein kinase 10
Exons: 7
Coding region: 1-1980 (659 amino acids)
Biological process (GO): protein phosphorylation
Molecular function (GO): ATP binding; protein kinase activity
Source: RefSeq, a predicted model, not a curated record